GCACAUCUCGACCGGAGCGAGAGAGGAGGUCAAAUUUCAAUUAGAUUGCGAUAAGAAUUGAACAAUUAUGGAACACGAAUUCGUGCCCAAAAGUCCGACGUCCACGCUCUGUGAAGACGAGAGUGACGAUGGUAACAACGCAAAGUUCUUGGGUCCAAUCCAUCCGCCAACACCUUUCACUGGUGGUCAUCCAUUUAAUGGGAACGCCAAUGUAAGCAUAUCGCCGUUACUUCUGGCAACGCCGCCACUCUCCCCACUGGACAUGAGUGUCCAGAACCCGAAUAUGCCAAUGGCCUCGGCGAUGCUGUCCUCGAAUUAUUCGUCGCUAUAUCCACCAACUGGCUAUAUACGGAUCAUACCUUGCUUUGUGUGCAGCCAGCUCUUCACUGACAUUGUGCCACUGAGCAAGCACUUGCAAAUGCAUGCCACGCAAAUAUUGCACAUGAAUUCUACGAAUGCUCCAACACCAGCCACAAUUGAAAAGAACAGCUUAAAUUUGGGACUACCUACAGCUAUGUCUACUCCAGUUCUUCCCGCUCCAGUUAAUCCUAUUCCAGCGACGAGUGAUGAAAGCCCCCCAAACGCAUCGCCUUUCAAAUGCGAUUACUGUCGCAAGGUGUUUAAGAACUCGAUGUCGCACAGGGUACAUCAGAGGCUGCAUCGCCUGCCAUCGCUAAGCGAGGAUAGGUUGGGGUACAAGAGGCAAUUCAAGUGCCACAUUUGCAGAAAAAGCUACGUGCGAGAGACCUUUCUGCAGAAGCACAUUGAAGCAAAGCACAGCCGAUUUUUGGGACCUGUGCGGCAGCUUCCCACCCAGGUGGAGUCACAGGGUCAUCUGGCGGCAAUACCAGGGCCUGCGUCGCCACCGCCGGCGAACGCUGAUAUUGAGCCAAAGAAAAUCUAUACUACCAGAUUGGCAAAUGCCGUUGCAGCGGCUGCAUACAAUCCAGCAAGAGAAACAGCCUCGAAAUACAUUCCGCCAACGGUAGUUGGCCAUCAGCAGGUGGAUUCCUACUCACAACUACCACCGCAGCAGAAAUAUGUCCCUCGUUCGCCCUACUUUAAUCCGAAUCUGUGGUUUUACGAGGAUUACGUAUAAUUCCUAAUAAUUUUGUUUCUUAUCGCAAGCGAGAGAGCAACCCGUAAUUCGCAGCUAGGCUGUUUAAAACAUCUAAGUGCUCUUAAUUGAUGCAUAUAUGUAUCAAAUACAUAUACAGAUAAGAACGUAAUGAUUUGAUGAAAAGCUGAUAAUAAGAAGCAAAAACAUUUGAACCGAGUUCAAGCAAUAACAAAUAUCAAACGUUUUAAGCUCACAAAUGUCACAAGUUGUUAUUCUUUCAAUCCCUACUGUUAUAUACAAUCUGAUGUAUAUAAUAAGUGAACCAAAGAAGCUGAGUUGGCAACAUGCCUGACUGGGAAAAACCUGAUUGCUGAUAAUGCUUUUAUGGCAUAGCAAUUCCGCUUGGGAUUUGGUAAACGGCGACCUGACCAAAUAAUAAACAAACUGCUCGAAUCCAAAAAUGAAAUUUAAUCGGGUUUCGGCGCUCAUAUAAACAUCUGUAUUAUUGAAUUCGCUUCAGUUGAACAAACGACAAGCUCUCGAUCAAUUUACAUUGAAUGGUGGAACUGUUUUGUGAUGGCUUAGUAAGUAAAGUUAAGUUAAUUUAUUUUUUGGUUUUAUUGUUAACGAAUUAAUGAUAUGAAGUAAAGAAUAUAAGUUUUUAUUUAACAA
Molecule: messenger RNA, 1732 nt
Organism: Drosophila grimshawi
Lineage: Eukaryota; Metazoa; Arthropoda; Insecta; Diptera; Drosophilidae
Product: zinc finger protein 865
Exons: 3
Coding region: 68-1099 (343 amino acids)
Biological process (GO): regulation of transcription by RNA polymerase II
Cellular component (GO): nucleus
Molecular function (GO): RNA polymerase II transcription regulatory region sequence-specific DNA binding; DNA-binding transcription factor activity, RNA polymerase II-specific
Source: RefSeq, a predicted model, not a curated record